Trichomonas vaginalis G3 is the source of this 684-nucleotide messenger RNA. Its product is annotated as protein of unknown function, DUF4106 family. The transcript has a single exon. The record is from RefSeq and is a predicted model, not a curated record. Lineage: Eukaryota; Parabasalia; Trichomonadida; Trichomonadidae. The coding region runs from base 1 to 684 and encodes 227 amino acids.
AUGGAACAAGAUGUUAUAAAUUUGAAAAACCAUACUACUCAAUAUAAAGUACUGAAAGAUGAAGAGAUAAAACAAAAAGCCCUGAAGACAUAUAUGGAUAGCGAUGAGUAUAAAAAAGAAGUUGAAGCAAAUGUAAAGGCAGAAAAACUUUUACAGUUGCAAAACCAAACCGUACAAUAUGAAAACUUAGCACAAGAAAGUAAAAAUAACGACGCAGCCAUGCAAAAGGCAAUGAAAAGCGCAGAUAUUAUAAAAGCUAAUAAUGACUGGUUAGAUGCCCAAGCCAACGCUAAAGCAGCCCAACUUAUAGGGUCAAUAAGGACAAAAAUACAAGCGGAUGAAGACAGUUCAAAUGAAGCUUUAAUGAAUGCUGACUUUAAGAACGCCUUCGAAGCUCUUCAUAGUAAGGUGAAACUAGUGAACGACUUCUCAUCUGGAAAGAAACUGAAGUCUGAAGGUUUCGACAAAGAGUUAAGAGAAGUAGCACAAAAUAUGACGAAAAUAACAGAUGCAGCAACGAGACAGGCAGUUCAAAGUGCCUAUGACGCCGUUAGAGCAACUGUUGUGGAAAGUCAAGAAAAAGAGUUACAACAGACCAAAACAGACCUAGUAAAUGCUUUCUUAAGAACGAAAAGUCAGGUAGGACAUUAUGCUGCAGAUGGAACAUAUGUGCCAAGAGUAUGA